Messenger RNA from Sphenostylis stenocarpa, 735 nucleotides. The record is from the annotation of a GenBank genome assembly. NCBI's taxonomy places the organism in Eukaryota, Viridiplantae, Streptophyta, Magnoliopsida, Fabales, Fabaceae.
AUGGUUGAAGAGAUAAGAAGAGAAAAGGAAAGUGUGGCAUAUAAAAUUGCAGCAACUGGGCCUUGCGUUGAAGAUGAAAGCAGGGUUGUUGAAACCCAAGACACAAUUAAUAAUAUUCCAAUGGGGAAUGCCUUGGGGGGAAAGAAAACCACGAAGGUGAUGAAGAUCGACGGGGAAACCUUCAAGCUCAAGACUCCGGUGAGAGUCUGCGACGUGCUCAAGGACCACCCGGGGCUGGUGCUGCUCGAAUCGGAGGCCGUCAAGCACUACGGCGUCCGGGCGAGGCCGCUGGAGGCGCACAGGGAGUUGGCGCCCAAGAGGCUGUACUUUCUGGUGGAGCUGCCGCGGGAGGUGGAGGUGGCGCCGCGGAGGGUGCGGUCGGGGAUCAACAUGAGCGCCAAGGACAGGCUGGAGAGCCUGGUGCUGGCGCGGCGGUCUGCGUCGGACCUGACGAUCCUGAAGGGGCAGGGGAAAGAGGCGGAGAAGGGCGGCGUGCGGCUGAGGAUGAGGGUGGCGAAGGCGGACGUGGAGAGGGUGAUGCGAGGGUGCGAAACGGAGGCCGAGGCUGCGGAGAAGAUCGUGGGACUUUGCAUGGCCAACAACGGUCAGGUUAAACGCUGGAAGCAGGCGGAAGCCGAAGCGGAAGGAGGUGGAGAAUCUACAAAAGCACGCCAGAAAAGGGUGAGUUUUAUGCCAAUCAGUGAAGGAGGGAGUCCUAUAGCAGUGGCUUCGUGA